Molecule: messenger RNA, 615 nt
Organism: Kockovaella imperatae
Lineage: Eukaryota; Fungi; Basidiomycota; Tremellomycetes; Tremellales; Cuniculitremaceae
Exons: 2
Coding region: 1-615 (204 amino acids)
Source: RefSeq, a predicted model, not a curated record
AUGGCUAAUCUCCGCGAUAGGAUCACCAUUAGAGCCUUUUGCGAUCCAUACGAACCAACCAUUUCGCUUCCUACCCCUUCAAUGAAUCCGUAUGCCGGCUCAUACGAUUCAAGCAUCACUUCUUCGUUGGACUCACCUUCAUGGGCCCCAUGUUCGCCCGUCAUUGCGUCGCCAACUUGGCAGCCCUCGUCCCCCUCCCCGCCCGAUCAAAGACUCUACGAGCACACUUCGGCCGUCUACGCCCCUUCUGGACAGAUGUGGCCCGCCAAUAAUGAUUAUUCGUAUGUCGGACCCGAGGACCAGUCCGCGAUGCUUCAACGUCCCAUCACUCCAGCGAAGCGAGUCCGAUCGACUCCAGAAAGCUCGCCUGCUUGGGUAAGAUCGACCUAUAGAGAGCGAAAUCAAAGCCCAUGUCCUACCCGAGCCACCCAGGAUGCCAGUCUUGUCUAUGGAAACGCCGACCUCACCGAGAAAUCGAAAAAGACAGCCGCGCCGCCGUUGGCAAAAUCAUUCUCAGGAUACCAGCUCGCAAACCGGUUGAAACCUGCUCGAAAAGGAGAAAGACGGACAAUAAGAGCGUCCAGACCGACAGUCUUCGACGAUCAAAGCGAUUGA